Phyllopteryx taeniolatus (common seadragon) is the source of this 4105-nucleotide messenger RNA. RefSeq names its product vestigial-like family member 2a (gene vgll2a). Gene Ontology annotation, cellular component: nucleus. The record is from RefSeq and is a predicted model, not a curated record. Gene Ontology annotation, biological process: regulation of transcription by RNA polymerase II. Lineage: Eukaryota; Metazoa; Chordata; Actinopteri; Syngnathiformes; Syngnathidae. The coding region runs from base 2710 to 3654 and encodes 314 amino acids. The transcript is spliced from 3 exons.
UGUCUCCCUUUGGUCGCCUUCAGUCCUCAUUGGCCUCUUUUAGCAUUCUCAUUUUGAUCCACCAUCAUCCCAGUUUUGGGUUCCUUUGGCCUCUUUUUGUCCCCUUUGUUCACCUUCAGCCAACUUUUAGUCUCAGUUGGUACCCUUUGGCCUCCUUCAGUCCUCUUUGGCCUCUUUUGGUUCCCCCCAAUCUUCCCUGUUCUGGUCUCCUUUGGCCCCCUUUGGCCUCCGUUCAAUCCUAUUCCUUCUACCUCCUUUGGCCCGCUUUACUGUGGCCACCUUUACCCCUUGUUGGUCCCGAGCAUCAGUCCCGCCUUUGGUCUUCUUUGGCUCCCUUUUUGCAUCAUUUGUCCCUUUGGUCCCUGUACUAUAUAAGCCCCAUUUUUAAUCUCUUCUGGAUGCCGUUGGUCUCCUUCUCCUUCCUUCCCCGUUUAGUCUUAGUUGGCCCCCGUUAGCCUGUUUGCGUCCUCUUUGGGUCCCCCCAAUCGUUCCUUUCUUGGCUUCCUUUGGCCUCCUUCCGUCCCCUUUGUCCUUCUUUAGUCGGCUUUGGUCCCCCAUUAGUCCCUCUUUUAGUCUUCUUUGGUCCCCUUUUGGCCUUGUUUGUACCGUUGGUCCCUUUCUGCCUUCUUUGACCACCACUAGUCACUCUACCUCCUCCUUGGUCCAGUUUGACCCCAUUUGGUCCCCUCAUGAGACUCUUUUGGCCUAAUUUGUCCUCCUUUUGUCCCCCUUCAGUCCGUCUUUAUCCCCGUUUGGGUGCUGCUGCUCCUGUUGUGUCUUUUUACAGCUCCAGCUGUCUUCUCGCUUUUACAUGGUCACCAUACCAAGGCGCACACACACACUCACGCAAACACCCACACUCACACAAGUGUACAGCUUAUAAUGCAGCAACAUAGUUGAGUAUCUUUACAAGUAAGAAAGCAUGAGUCAAUAAAAUGUCCUCAAUGCCAUUCAAAGUGUGUGUGUGUGUGUGUGUGUGUAUUUAAUUAGAUCUGUUAAUGAAUAUUUCCUGUCGGCGUGCCCGCAUUGUUUACUGAGCAGGCUGAGCACAAACAAACAUGGCGAGAGGCAUGCCAGGCAUCCUCUUGUUUUAACAAGCCUCACAAAUGGCUGCCGAAAGUGCGCCCGCUAUGCCGUUUGGAAUCUCGACAAUCCUCGCCCGCUCGCGCCCGCCGGCUUCCUGGUGUAAACGCACUGAUUAACGCUGCCAGCCAACAUCACUUAGAGGGAAAUGAAGAUGAUAACCAAGAGCGACAUUUUCCCUGGUACAAAAGUAUUGGGAUGCUGACAGGAAGUGGAGAAAAAGGGGACUAAUGUUCUUCCACUUGCAGUCAGAAACUCUUCCACCCUUCGAGGAAGACUUUCUACAGUAUAUAUGGGACCAAAGGGGGGCCGCACGAUACCAGAAGCUGACCAAAGGAGGGAAGGGAAAUCAAAGGGGGUUGGGGGGAUAAAACAAAACAAAACCGAAAAGAACCAAAACAAGACCAGAGGGGACAGAUGAGGGUGCUAAAGGGACACGAAGGAGACCAAAAGGGGCCGAAGGGAAACUAAUGGGUCCAACGGAGACACCAAAAGGGCAAAGGGAACCCAAAGAAAGCCCAAGGAGAAAAACUCAAGGAGACCAAAGGAUACCAAAAUGAGACCAAAGGAGGGCAAAUAAAACGCAAAAGGGAAUACUGGAGGUAAAAGAGGGACACAGGGGCUGAAAAAUGGCUGAAGAGAAACCAAAAGGGACAAAAUAGGGAUGGAGAGGACCAUGGGAAACUGAAAUUUUCAUCGUUUUUGACUUUAUUUUAUCUGACAAUCUUAACACCUGAGGGUGCACACAGACUACAUUAGCAGCACACACACGCACUAAUGGGUGUGUGUCCUUGGGCGGUGAUGUGCUGGUAGGCCUUUGGUAAAUGAAGGGUCACAGUCAGGUCUUUGCCAUCAUGCAGCUGAACAACAACAAUAACAACAACAAAAAACAAGAAUGAGGAUGUGCACCGCGGUGAGGCAACAAUCCCACACACCUGCUCGAGAUCUCCUCGACAACGACGCACAAUAAGUAAUGUGCCGGGAAGGAAAGCAGGAAGGACGGAAGCGUGGAGGAGGGGUGGAGAAGCUAAAACGGCGGCAGCUGGGAAGACGGAAGACAAGGUUAAAGGAAGGUGGACUAACCAAGAGCUGAGAAAGAACGCGACGAGACCACAUUACCCACAAUCCUCCAGGGCAGACGGUGAGUGUCAUGUAAAACACAUUAACGUGUAACACACAGAGGAUUAUACAUUCAAAAUAUGGCAUACGUCCUUUCGUCUGCCUGGCUGUCUGUCAGUCUGUCCAUGUAUCUCUCAGUUCGAGCUCUCACUUCUUAAGGGUGUAUCGAGUAGACGGCCAUUGUAAGUAACCCUGGAAGCGCGCUGAGGUGGAGCUGGGCCUGUGAUUGGACGAAGGAUCCCCGCCUAUGGAGCUUGUCUCCUGGGUGCGAGGUGGGGGGGCGGGGUCCUGAGCGCUGUAUGGAGGACGUGAGGGGGGCUGGGCCCUGGGUGGCCUGUCGGUGGGUGUGAGUUAAGUGCUGUCACUGCUUAGUUCUCUCGCACGCUGCUCAAGGACUCGGCCGCAUGCAGGGAAGAAGAAGAAGAAGAAGAAGAAGAAGAAGAAGAAGAAGCAGCGGCUCUUCUGCAGCUCCAAUGACGCCCGGCCCAUGCUGGUGACGCCUCCGCCAUGAGCUGCUUGGAUGUGAUGUACCAGGUGCUCGGAGCGCAGCCGUACUUCACCUCCUACACGCCCUACCACCACCACCAACAACAGCAGCAGAAGCUGGCCUUGGACUGGAAAAUGCAAGACCCUCAGGACGCCGGCAGCAGCAACCGCCUGGGCCCCCCCGGCUCCCCCACCAUCAAGGAGGAGGACAAGGAACUGCCCCCGGGGGCCGAGUACCUGAACGCCCGUUGCGUCCUCUUUACGUACUUCCACGGAGACAUCAGCGCCGUCAUCGACCAACACUUCAGCCGCGCCCUCAGCCACGCCUCCUCCUCCUCCUCCUCGUCGUACCCACCCAGCAGCCACAAGACCCCCAAAGACGGAUCCUUCCCGAUGAGCCAAAGAAAUUUCCCGGCAUCUUUCUGGAACAGUUCCUACCCAUCUCCUGUCCCGUCGUCGCUGGCGAGCGCUCUGUCGGCACCCCACUCAGAACUGGCCUUCGCCGCGGGGGACCCGUACGCCCCGUCGCCCCUCCACGGCCACCUGCACCAGCCCGGCCCAGACGCCUGGCACCCGUCUCACCCGCACCACCACCAUCACCACCACCCCUACUCGCUAGGGGGCAGCAUGGGUGCGCAGGGUUCGACGUACCCACGGCCCGCGGUGCACGAGGUGUACGGCGCGGCGUUCGAUCCCCGAUACGGCUCGCUGCUGGUCCCGUCCGUCAGGCCUCACCACUGCCUGGCGUCGUCCGGCGGCUCGGCAUGCGACCUGGGCGGGAAAGGCGAGUCGGCGGCGGCCUGGAGCGGGAGUUUCUCCGGAGUCGGAGAGAUUGGACUAAACAUGGAUGCAGGUGAGAAAUGCAAUAUUUUAAAAGAUGAUCUUGCAGUUUUCAGCCACAAUUCCCUAAUCCAUGCCCGCUUGAGUCAGAUAGGUUGGUCUUUCUCGGUCGUGGUGGUUUCUUAAACUAUAAUAUUAAUAAUCAUAAUAAAGCAACUUUAACUGUUUAAAAUGGGUUGAGAAAUGUUUUUUAUUUUGCCACUCAAAUUGAUGAUUUCUGCUUAAACAGAGUUGUUUCAGAUAUAAAGGAUUGAUUUUGAUCAAGCACUAUAUUAGGUCACAAAAAUGUACAUUAGACAAUAAUGUGAAAUAAUGUGUUGUGCCUCAUUUGUUCAGCAAAAGGCCAUAUGAGGCCACAAAAAAACUGUUUGCCACUAAAAUGGUAAAUUUUUGCCUCAACAGGCUUUCCCCCCCAUGUAAGUGUGAUAUUUUACCAUUAAACCACUGUACAGUAUUUGUUCACGAAAGGCUGUAUUGAACACAAAAAUCAUAUUUUGACUUCAGACGCUAUAUUUUGAAACUACAAUAGUUGCUUAAAUAAGCUAGUCUUCGAUGUAAAGUUGACAUUUUGCCAUCA